Messenger RNA from Galleria mellonella (greater wax moth), 6158 nucleotides. Its product is annotated as TBC1 domain family member 12-like. Gene Ontology annotation, cellular component: autophagosome; recycling endosome. The coding region runs from base 416 to 2401 and encodes 661 amino acids. The transcript has 7 exons. Gene Ontology annotation, biological process: activation of GTPase activity; regulation of autophagosome assembly. The record is from RefSeq and is a predicted model, not a curated record. Lineage: Eukaryota; Metazoa; Arthropoda; Insecta; Lepidoptera; Pyralidae. Gene Ontology annotation, molecular function: GTPase activator activity.
UCAAUUUAUUUAGAGUGGAAAUUAUGAGGUGAUGGGUGUGUUGAGUUGCUUUGUGAUUUUUAUUAAUUUAGAUUAGUACGAAUUAUUUUCAUAGAAUAAAAAUAUAAAAAUAUUUCUUAUAAUGUAAAUAGUAAUUAUUGUGAUCUUAUUACUGAAUUAUUUGUUAAUAUUCCUAACAAUAUCCGCAAAUGAUAGUGUAAAAUAUUACGCACGAACCUUUAAUAAUGGAUGUUGUUAUUCUAUGAUGUUUUUCUAAACAAUAAAAGCAAAUAACACAUUGGAGUGGUCAUCAAAUUAAAGCAAGUACCCAAUUAAUUUCCAAUGAUGUAUACAACAAGAGGAAAAUCUGUAAUUCCUAUUAGAUGUGAUCUGUUUUUAUACAGUUCAAAUUAGUGAUUAAAUUUCGAAUCUAAAAAUGUCGACGCCGUGCCAAAAAGGCGGGAUGCGCCUGAGUGAAGCACUGGAUAAUAUGCAACUAGCAUACAAUCCAAUAACAAAGCAGUUGCACUUCGUGAGUCCAAAAGUUGAGAAACCGCCAGAAGACACCUCGGAUGACGUUGAUAAGUUAUCGAAAAAGAGCAGUUUCAGUGAUGAGGGUAAUUUUUCUUUGUCGACCUGUGAGAAAAGUGAUACAAGUGAUUCCCCGAAAAGUACAUUACAGUGGGGUGGUAGUGUGAGUGGUCACCAGCGUGGCAAAGACGGUGGUUCAUUCUCCAGCACUGUGUCGAGUCUGUCUGAGUGCUCCCUCGGGUCUAGUGCUUCGAAAGAGGAUGAAGUACCAGAAACUACCACAUCAGAUCAGGAUCAGUCGAAGCUAAAGAAAAAGGGGUUAUCUGGAUUUUUCAGCAGAGGCGUGUUCCCAUGGAAGAGUAGCUCCAAGAGUCAAGAGGCGACAUCGCCCACCGUCACCUGGCGGCUUUUCGGUAGCAAGUCCACACAGAACCUGGCGGCGAAGACUCUAACGUCAGAGGUGCAGAAGUCCUUGACACCUGUGUCUUCAGCGACCAGUACGCCGCAUCAUCACAAGCGGCAGGGGAGUUCAGCGAGCGAGAAGCAGUUCGAAGACCUAGUCGCCAGCUCGAUUGCUCUAAUACAACAUGACAGACCAUCAAAUCUCCCAGCUAAAUGUACGGAAGAGGCUCUUCGGCAUAAGGCGGAGCACGCACGAAUGGUGGAGGCGGCGAGGCGUCGAGUGGAACGUGAGGCGGCGGCGAGGCAUGCCCGCCUCCAAGAGUCGCUGAGGGUCGAGGAGAGGCUCGCAAGGCACGCCAAGGAGUGGACGCAGAAUAUACUCCCGGAUUGGCAGAAUAUGAAGAACAAUAAACGCACCCUAGAAUUGUGGUGGAGCGGGCUCCCACCAUCGAUUCGCGGCAAAGUGUGGCAAUUGGCAAUCGAGAAUAAACUGAAAAUCACACACCAAAUGUACCAGGAGUAUGUCGCGAAAGCGAAGCAGAAACUGCACGAAGCGCAGUUACGCAGGAAAAGGUUAAAAGUCAACAACCAAGAGACCUGCGACUGUGACAGCGACAAUGUGAAGUUCGACGUCACCAAAGAGGAGAAAAAGGCCAAAACUGACGAGAGAACAGAUGAAAAACCUCGUCUGAGUAUACCGAGGAAUUUAAGCGAGCAGAACCUAAAGUCGCACAGUACUGAUUCGGGACCAAAGAAGUGUUGUUCGAAAUCCAACCCUAACCUGCUAGACUAUAGUGACGAGUGUUCAAUGGAGCUGAUACAGCUGGACAUUGCUAGAACGUUCCCACACCUGUGUAUUUUCCAACCGGGCGGGCCCUAUUUCGACGUUUUACAUGAAUUAUUAGCAGCGUACGUGUGUUAUCGGCCAGAUAUAGGAUACAUACAGGGCAUGUCGUUCAUCGCGGCGGUGCUUAUUCUGAACAUGGAAGCGCCGCAAGCGUUCGUGUGCUUCGCGAACUUACUGGACGGUCCUGUACUGCGUGCUGCAUUCACACGCGACGGGAACACUAUGCAGCGGCUGUGGCAAGCGUACGGCCUGGUGGCGCGGCGGUCGGUGCCGGCGCUGGAGUCGCUGCUGGGCCGCCUGGCGCCCGAGCUGUACCUCCUCGAGUGGCUGUACACCGCCUUCGCAAAGGCAAUGCCGCUCGACGCCGCCUGUCGCAUCUGGGACCUGUUCCUGAGGGACGGUGGCACCUUCCUGUUCGCCGCCGCUGUUGGUAUCCUCCACCUGUACCAGGACGAGCUUAAAGAUAUGGACUUCAUUACCGCCGCUCAGUUCCUCACCAAACUCCCCGAAGAUCUAGACACCGAGGCGUUAUUCAGAAGCAUCUCGACGGUGUCCCUCUCUGUGGACGGUAUGACCUUCGAGGAGCUGGUCUCCUGCUGCGAACUCGACACCCUGGAUGAAGACGUCACAGUCAGGUUAUGAUACAGGGCGAGGAGGUGGAGCGACUUCGGCUUCUGGGAUAUGGUCGACGCACUAUCCUUUCGGGUACGCUUAUAGUGUCUCGUAAGAAAUUAGUAGGUGUCUUUGCGAAGAUUGACACGUCGUAAGUGGAGACUUUGAAACAGGUACGAGUGUACACGUGUUGUAAACGAGACGUAAGGCAAAACUGUAAAUAGAUAUGUUCAGGGUGGAAUUGUAGUUAGCUGUGUUUAAGAUGUUGAUAUACCCGUGGCUUUUCUGCCUAUUUUAUAUAGUAUAUGGCGGGGGGGAGGUAUAUGGGUUAUCUAUACAACCUAUAUUUUAGCUCUUCAUCUGUAUAUACAUUUUUUGUUGCAAGAAAAUUGAUUCCUAUGAUUACUAUAUGCUCAAAUCUCUGCUCAUUAUUACAAAAAUAACUUGUGUAUACACAAGCUAUAAGGAAUAGUUUAUUUUUUUAAUUAAAUGUGCAAAAUUCCGGUAUCCAGAGCAACGGGUAUAUUCUUAAUCUCUGUCUACCCCAAAGAAAAUGAGGUGUAAAGGUAUAGUUUUUAGCUUUAAAUAUCUGUAAUUGUUUAUAAUUAAUCCUGUAUUGUGAGAUAAAUAUACAAUUAUGUGAUUGUUAUAAAAAAGUUUAUAAAUAGUUUUUUUUUUUUAUAACGUAUUUUCGACUUUACUGAAAACAUUUAAAGUUGAUAGUCGUUUGUUAUACAUUUGCGAGGUAUCGUAUACAUUUGUUGAAAUUAGUUUGCACUAUUACAUAAUUUUUUAAAGUUUUUUAACGUUUAAAUGGAACAGGAAUCUCAGAAUACGAUCGGGAGUUAAUUUUUAAAGUUUUUUUUUUUUUAAUGAGACCUGUUUUUAAUCUUCAUUUGAAAUAAUCUACUCGAAUUUUUUUUUUUUAAUAUGCCAGAGUUCACAUCGGGAUCUGUUAUGCUUUAUUAAUUGAAUUAUACAAUCUUUUCAUUAUGAUGAUAUUAUUAAAAGAUUUUUUUUUAUUUUUGGCAAUAUUUUAGUUUUAUAUUGAUUUCGAAUAUAUUAAAAAUAUUAAUAAAUUGUUAAGCUUUAACAAAUUGUUGGAUUCAUAUUUAUUAAAGAAUUGCAGGCGACCGGUGUUGCCUGCAAAUAUUUUUUGGUAAUAAAUAAAAACAAUGGCCGUAAAAAUAAUAAUAUUAAUUUUGUAUAUAAUUUUUACAUUUGUAAUCGAAAACUAUUUAUUUUGUAAUAAAAAAAAAGUUAUUUUUAUAAUUUAAAAAGGGUUUUUCUCAUUAAUACGAUCCGAAUACAGUUUUACAAUGUACAUAUAAAUAAUAACUUAAAUUAAACAUGUAAAUAUGUCUGUCUGUAUGUGUGUUAACUUUAAAACAUAUCAUAUUAGAUUAGAUACUUAUAUGCUGAGUACCUGUUAUAAAAAUUAUAUUAGAGCUAGCAAUAUUUCAUGUGAAAAUUAUUUAUAAAAUUAAAUUAAAAGUCUAUAUAGUAUAUACAGAGUGUAUCGGUAAGCUUAGCUUAAUCGUAACAGCCUAUUAUUGAUUCAUAACUGGGUACGAGACUCCCCAUAAGCAACUAUCUUACAAAAGAAAUCUUACAAAUAUUAUGUGUGUUUACAAUAUGGAAUGGCCUUUCCCGUGACGUGUUUCCUUCGUCCUAUAACCUCUGAUCCUUCAACCGCGGAAAAGCAGAUAUAUAGGUACUAUUUACCUAUAAUGGCUUUUACAUCGCGUCAAGUUCCGAUUGUGUAUUUAAAAUAUGUGUAAACAACGUGAAAGUUUAAAAUUAACUAGGAGUAUGCUUACUCCAAAAGGAGUGAAAUAUUUUAAAUAGGUAACAUAUUAUGUUGACAUUCUUAAAUAAUGGGCUUAAAGUAUUGUAUAUUUAAGUUAUUGUACAUAAUAUUUAUAUAUUGUAUAUAAAUAAUAUUAAUAACCGUCAAUUAUAUUUUAAAAUUAUCGUAACUCUAAUACAACGAGUAGUAAAACCGGCCUAAUAGUUAAACGAUCGAAGACUUCGAUACUAUUUUAAUUAUAAAUAAGAAUAUAAUGGUCCAAAUAUGUGAAUUGAAAUUAUUCAGUAAUGUAGGAUUUUUUAAACUUUUUUUAAAUGAUAAAUUUUUUUUUUGUCUAUGCUUCUUAAUCUAUGCCACGAUAUAAGGAGAGUGACAGUUUACGAGGUUCUCGCGAUAUUGUUUCUUUGCUUGUAAAAGUUUGAUUAAUGUUUACUUGUUUUUAGUCGAGUAGCAGUCAUCGUUCCUAUUUUGGAUUGUCAUGCUUAAAUUAAUAAAUAAAAGUAACAAUUAAAUUAUCAUCUUUAGUUUAACAAAUAAGCGAUCCCAAAUUAAUCACCUUUCAUUUUUACCAAUUAGUGUGAAACCAUUUUGAAAGUAAUAUUUUUUAAAUAAAAUUAAAAUAUCUAUGUGUUUAUCUGCGUAAUAUGUAUAAUUGAGUUGGGAAUCUUCUCUUAUUAAAUUGGUGAAACGUUAGUAUAUUAAAUAAACUUUAUCAUAAACUGUAUCAAUUUAUUUUGUAAUUUAAUGAAUUAUAUUUAAUAUUUAAUUUGACUUUACACAACUGAAACAAUUUCAAUUUACACAAAGUUUGGACUUAUAAGUGUGUAUAUAAUUUAUUAUGUGUAAAAUUAAUAUGUGAGUAAUUAUUAUAUUAUUAUUAUAUUUAGGUCGUCAGAAUAAGCUAUAUUUAUAUAUAUAUAUAAAUAAUAAUUAAUUUAAUCUUAUAUACAGUGUAUCGACACUAUAAAUAUCGAUUUAUCUUCAAGUCAACAUUUUUUAUCUUGCUCAUCACUGAAAUAAACGAAUGAGAUAGUAAUAUAUAUAAUAGAGUGCAUAUACUUUCUCUCUUUAUUGUUUCCUCCAAAAGGUUACAGUAGUAAACUUAUUAUAAAUAUAAACAAUUACAAUAUGAUUGAUAAAUAUGACUUUAUCAUGAAACUGUAGGGGUUGUCUAACUAACUAUAACCCGCGGUUUUGCUCGUGUUUUCAUAAGUCUCCUAAUUAUUGCGAGAAAACCACGGGUUAUGAAGUGUAUACGAGUAUACUAAAUUACAAAUAAAUCCAUUGGGUUAGGAUUUUAAUUGAUAGUAGAUAAAAAAAAAAAUGAUUUCAAAUUGACUUUUUUUUUUCUUAUUUGAUGCAAUGAUGCAGGUUCAUGUGUUCUACACACAAUCUAUCUCUAUAUCUAAUAUAUCAACUAAUCGACGUUAAAUGAAAAUUAUAAAGUAAUUUUCUCAUACUUGUCUAAUGGCAGUGUAAAAUUCAUCAAGUUUAUAUUAUUGGUUGUUGAGAUUGAUGCGUUCGUACAGACAGACAAAAGUGCUUUUUGUAUUAUAUAGAAAUAAAUAGCAUAUUUGCUACGAUUCGUUGUAGAUAAACAUUCAAAGUGUACAUUGUUAUAGAAAUAUAUACUUAGUUCUUGUAACUAAUUGACGGCUUUAACGAAACCCUUGCCACGCGUUGGAUAUUGUUGAACAAUUAUGAUUUUUAUAAUAUUUUUUUUUUUCUGUUAUAACUUUAUAUACGAAUUUGCACUUAUUAAUUUAACACUUUUUUUCUUUACUUUUUUUUUUUAUUGUGAUGCAUAGAUGUACUCUAUGUAUUGAUUGUGUAACGUUUUUAACGCUUCUUUGCAUAAUGGUGGAAAUUUCCAUCGUAACAUUGAAUGCCCAAAAAUUAUAUAGAAGAACAGUUCAAAAGUUAUUAUUUUGUUUAUAAACGAAUGAUUAAUUGAAUAAAGAGAUUGAUAAAUGACUA